Molecule: messenger RNA, 4054 nt
Organism: Amoebophrya sp. A25
Lineage: Eukaryota; Dinophyceae; Syndiniales; Amoebophryaceae
Source: the annotation of a GenBank genome assembly
GUUCUGGGCUCGCUGUAAAGAUCGUGACAUGGCACGAUCCAGCGGCACAAGUAGACGGAAGUUGCCAAUGAUGAUGCUUUUCACUUUAUUCAGAAACUGUUAAUGAACUUACUUAAGGUUUAUUCUCUUCAAUCCAUUUGAAUGACAACAAGUAAACGGUUGCAAGUUUCGUGAGCAAGGAUUGGAGGCGAGCAGGCGGACGAUGCAUUGUAAAUAUGGCGAGGAUGUUCGAUAUUGCUAGUACUAGGUUCAGCACAUAAUUACAUGAUAGAGAAUGCGAUUAGUCGGGAUGGUCCGGCAGCUCUCGGCUUUCAGUGGCGGUAAAUGCAGUUAGGAAAGUCACCUUCUUCGGGCCGCGGGUCCACGCACUUUCUUCUCGCUCACCAAGUAAGAUUUUGAUUUUGGUUUCUCAGGAGUACCAGUGGUUCAGAAUUACGUCUGUGCCGUCUAAAUUUUCGCCUUCCACCGUUAUACCGUCAACUUCUGCCGUGGUUGCUGGAACAAAUAGUAACUGUACUAGUUGGAGAAGUUGUAUCCGCCCUGGUGCUGGUCGCGCACCACGAGUAGGACAAAGUGCAGUACUUGAAGUAUAAGGUGGAGUCGGCGAAAAACAUGCCAGAGAAGGCAGGUGGAGCGUCAUCAUCCACUGCUUUCGACGGCAGCGGGUCAGAGGAACUGCGAGACCACGCUAUUGAGGUUCUGGCGAAGUUGGAGGACUUUUGUGCAGACCCGAGUUUCACUUCAGCGAUUAACGACUUUUUCAAGAACGAAUCGGAGGUACAACUUGGAGAAAGAAACAAACAACUAUUUAAGCAAUGGAAAUAAUUAGAACUGUUAGGGAUCUGAGUAUCAGGAUAAAGAUCAACAGGAAGGUGAGCACGAAGAUCAUGGCGCGAAGGCUCAAGAUCAAGAUCAGGACGAGGAUCCAGCUUAUCAGGCUCAAGCCAUAGAGAUUCACCAGGAAGCAAGACCGCCAGGAUUCUGAUGGCUGAAGGAACUGACUACGAGGAGGAAACGACAACCAUCGCCCACGUUUGUGCCUUCAGGUUUGUCGUCGUCGCUGACGACUAGGCCCAUCAAUCACGCCGCUGAGGCUAUCACGUACUUGGGCGGUGUUCGUAGUCGGCGGCGUUCGUAGUCUCGUGCGCUUAUAUUCGUAACGCCUUGAGCAUCUCCACCAAGGGCCCCGCCUCGCGGUUGCUUACCAGGGUAAGCGCUUCGCUCUUCUCUUAUUUUAGUCGACCUUGACGCUCGAUUUCCGCCUCAAGUGCCGUUGCUUUGCGCUGCUCUUGUUCGCUCCAAGUAUCAGUAUGCGGCCCGCCCUUAGGCAUCUUGUUAGCCCUUUCGCCCACGAAUGCGAAGACGAUCAAGCUCGCCAUCGAUUUGCUACCGCCAGGCGGUACCCUCGUCACUCGCAAGCUUCGGCGCCUUCGCUGCGAAUGUCUGGGCCUCGUUCUGCUGCUCGGUUUGUUGCUUCAUGAGCUCGGUCACGUUCUUGCUCUGCGUUUCAGCCAAGGCUUGCGGGCUCUGCAUGAUAGCGGCGGCCUCCUGCAUCUCGGGCAGGCUCUGCCUGGUUUGCUCCGAGCUCCGCCUCAUUGCGGCAACGAACAAAGUCCCGCAUGAAUGUUGCCGUCUGCAGCCUCCUUGUGGGCUUCUGCGGUCUUUCUGGAUGCCACUUUUGUCCUAAGCCUAUGGCAUGGUCUACGAUAUACCAAACAGAAAAGGGGGCGAAGAUAUGGACGACGGGGGUGAGAAGGGUAGCGGCAAGCUAAAACUUUUGGAAAGCUAAGAAGCGAGGGGCCUUUUAUCGAAUGUAAGUGCACUAGACUAUGAAAGCCGUCCAAGUACGUGAUAGCCUCAGCGGCGUGAUUGAUGAGCCUAGUCGCCGGCGACGAUGACAAACCUGAAGGCACAGGCGGAAGCGUAGGCGAUGGCGGUCGCUUCUUUCUCGUAAUCGGUUGGUCCUUUCAGCCAUCAGAGCCCUGGGGAUCUUUUUGCUGGAUCUCUAUGGCUUGAGCUUGAUCAUUUGGGUACCCGUCCUGAUAUUGAUCGUGUUGGGCCUUGGCGUCAUGAUCUUAGUGCUGGCCUUACUGCUGAUCUUCAUCCUGGUUGGUACUCAGAUCCCGAACGAGCACAAUGACAAUUACUGAAUUGGUGUUGGUCGUAAUAGUGUUUGCGUUUUAUUGAUGUCUGGCGAAGUGGGCCUUUUUUCGGCUCGUGUUUCUAGCCCUGUUCUCUCCGCUUCAAAGCUUAACACCCAUAGUUACAACGCGAUAAUUAUAUGUUCCCCUCGCUACGUCUGCUCCCUAUUGCCGCUAUUCGGAAGGUUCCUUAAGAGCGACUACUGUCUCUGUCAAAUAUUAAGUUUCCAUUUCUUUGUUGACCCCUCUCAGAAAUUUGACAGUCGGGUUGACGACUUUCCGCAUGAAUGGUAUCUGAGCUACAGACGAUAUGGUCUGCUUCUCGAAGGCCUUCUUUCGUCAUUCGACUCUUGCACUUCGGAAGACUUGCAUUUUCUCGGCGAUACUUUUCUCCGCCAAAUUGAAGGUCAUGAUAAUGCUACUUAUAUUUAUCGGAACUUCGUCCUCUAGUGGUACUGGUGAUACUUAGGAAGCAAGUCUAUCUUGUGCCUCGAGUCAUAAGGGAGAGCGAUACUAGUUAUUUGUUACUGACCGCCUAGGACGAAGUUCAACAUUUUUAGUCGCGAUCCCUGGUGAUCCCGCGACAGGGGCCCGCAAUAGACUGGUGGGACGAUCGAAAUCUAAAUUGAUAGAGUCUAUGUGUAUGGGGGAGUAGCAAAAAUUUGUUAUGUGAAGGAAUUUCUGAAAUACCACUCGAUGAGUAUCAAUAUACAUUAACGCAGAUAGCAAUCCCCUGAUGUGCGCCGAUUAUCUGCUGGCUUCUCUAGAGUACGAGGACUUUGUGCGAGUAGCGCAGGAUCAUAGGGAGUUGCUCUUCGGAGAUUUACCUGACCCACCGGGACCUCAAACGAAUCUAUUCGGCUCAGAUGGCUGCGAAAGUCAAGAACCGCACUCAACGUCGGGGAGUGCAGCCGUUGAACUCUUUAUGAUCAUUUGACUAGUGGCUUCUAGUAAGCAGGCUAAGAAUCAGUCGUAGUACGUGAAGAUUCUACUAGUGCUGUGAGUCUAAGUUCUACUACUAGUUUUAGAGUAUUUAAUUUGACUACAAUGAUGGCCAUGGCGAUGUUGGCCGAGCGCUAGAAGGCGAAGACCGGUCCGUAAUAGUUUUUGCUGUUUCGUUCACAGAUUCUUGCGAAGCGGUUGCUCCAUCAAUCUAAGUUUUAUCCCGGAGAUUCGCUGCGGCAAAAGCUUGAAAGAAACAGGACAUUGCGGGAAAAUUCUGGCGGUGGGGGCUCGUGGAGUGCCGAGUCCCUUGCUGUGGAGGCGGAUGCUGAUCCGCAACUUUCGAGUUCUUGCAACUCAUUACGAGAUCCGGGCGCCAAUUGUUCCCUCAGAGAGCAACCGAAUGCGGCUACCUAGCAGUCCUAGAAGUAGUACUGCAAACCCUGCUAAUAAGCCGACCCUAUUAAAGAUAGACGCGACCACGUUUUGUUGUGUGUGUCUUGAUGGUACAACGAACACCAUGAUUGUGUACUAAUGGGACCAGUUGUCCGUUGCAGUACAACAAAGUCGUCGUAGUUAGGUAUUCACAUUCAUCAGGUGCUCCAGCAUAUUAGAAGAUGUAGGACAAUGCAGUAUCUUUUGGAAUCGAGCAUCUAGAAUAUGCCUUCUUGAAGCUGUGCGAUCAUAUUUCACAAUCGAGUCCAUGGUGCUGUUCUUCCUGAGGCGUCUGAGAAUAUAAACUAGAAGUAUCAAACGAUCGGGAUGAAAGCAAAUUCUGUUCCUGUGGGCGUCACUUUUUGCGUACAUGUUAUUGUUCGGCUUCCUGGUGAGCCCGAGAAGGGGAAUCGGAUGUAUUUGUACUACUUUUUCGUUGUAGUAGUUCGUUGCGCUGACGACUCAAGAGCUCGUUCGCUCAAUGAAGUCACAGGAUGAAAGCACUUAGGAUCCUAACAGUGUGCGCGGCGUUCGGG